Messenger RNA from Rubroshorea leprosula, 1433 nucleotides. The record is from the annotation of a GenBank genome assembly. NCBI's taxonomy places the organism in Eukaryota, Viridiplantae, Streptophyta, Magnoliopsida, Malvales, Dipterocarpaceae.
GGUAUUGUAAUAUCCUAAAUUUUUCUAAGACCUUAGAAUUUAAGUUAGGGAUUUAUGUGGGAGAAACUAUCUUCUGCAGGGCCUAAUGGUCACAAAUUUCAAACUUAAGGGGGGUGGAGUUUAAAAAAAAGGGGGGGUGCGGGUUUCAGGAGUAUAAACUCCCGAUUUCCCCUAUUCUUCUUUUCUUCUUCUUGUUUUGAAACCCUAACCCAUCCCCCACAAUCCCUCAUCCUUCACCAACUCUCAUCACCAAUCCUGCUCCUCCAAACCCUCUCACCCACAUCUCAUAAAUCCCCUAAGUAGCAGCUCAUUGUUCCCCACUCCACCACAGUCGCGUGUCGCCUUCGGCAGCCCUGGUUUCCCUUUUUGACAAGCAGACGCUAGCCCCCCCUCAAGUUCCUGUUGUCUUUGCCUUUUGGGUUUCCAUUUUAGGAGGAACUGUCUCUCUCUCUCUCUCUAAAUUUUCUGGUUCUAAGUCACCACCAUCUCCUUGAAACCUUGAAUACUUGCUGUUGUAAGCCUACAAGAAGAGGUAAGUAAAAGUAUGGUAAUGCCUUUGGAUUUGAGGUAAAGGUUUUUGAAAACAUAUUUCCAAUGGUUUUCGAAAACAUAUUUCCAAUGGUUUUUGAAAUGGUGGCGGGACUAAACUCAUUUUAUACAAACACGAGUAUAAUUGGUUUGAAUUGAAAUAAUUAUCAUUUUCAUUAAGCAUGUCUACUUGGAAUUUACUCGAUUGCCCUGAUGAUCUGGAAAUUAUUUGUAAAUUAUGGUUUUUCCUGUUAAAUCUUGUCUGGUUUUGUCUUCAAUAUGGUCAUGUUUUACUGUACCCGCUAGUGGGAGGUUUAUAAACGCUAGCAUAUGUCGACAUGUAUUUCUAGGAACUGGUUCAUUUUGUAUUCCUACCAGUGGGAUAAUACACUGGUUACUACUGUGCUCGCCAGUGGGAGGUUUAUAAACAUUAGCUAUGACCUAUAGAGGAGACGUCUAUUAAUUCUUGUACUUGUACUAUUUUUUUUUUUUUUUUGAUACUUGGUUACACUUAUUGGCAUGCUAUAACUUUAAUUAAGGGCAAUCCAUAUUUUUACUUAUUGAGUUAUCUCAGAUAGUCUUUCCUCGUCCACCAUUUCAGGUACUAAAACCAAAGACGUGAGAAAACUGAGGGGAGUGACGAGCUAGAAGGCUAGCCAUUUGUGUUUCAGGCUUAGAUUAUCUUGGAGUUAGACUAACCACAUAUAUUUGGACUUAGCUUAUUUUGUAAUUAGGUUUGCAAAAUAAAUUUUUUUUUUUAGAUUUUUGCAAAAUUGUUGCAUGGAUUGUAGUUAUGAAUUUAAUAAGUUCCGAACCUUGUGCAUUUAUGGGAUUCUCUCACAAGUGUACGGCGUCUGUUUUGCCCUUGGAUUUGGGUUCUGGGGCGUGACAGGUAUCUUGGAGUA